Lodderomyces margitis is the source of this 447-nucleotide messenger RNA. RefSeq lists its product as uncharacterized. The transcript has a single exon. Gene Ontology annotation, biological process: mitochondrial respiratory chain complex I assembly; response to oxidative stress. The coding region runs from base 1 to 447 and encodes 148 amino acids. Lineage: Eukaryota; Fungi; Ascomycota; Pichiomycetes; Serinales; Debaryomycetaceae. Gene Ontology annotation, cellular component: membrane. The record is from RefSeq and is a predicted model, not a curated record.
AUGUCGACAUCCAUAUUCCGUUUUGCCAAAAAUAUAUACAGGUCAGGCUUAAGAAGGGCAGGAUGGCAAUUACAAGUACACAACGAUGUCAAGAGCGGUACCUUGGUAGGAACUGAUGAUCACGGCAACAAAUAUUACGAAACUGAUGCACCAGAAGAACCUAUAUUAAGAACCAGAUGGGUUGAAUAUAGCGACUGGUCACCUGACAUGUCUCAGGUUGAGCCAGGUUGGCAUUACUGGUUGGGUUAUGGAUCAAAUACUCCACCAAACAAGUUGCAAGGUGACGAGAAAACUACGAGAGCUUAUCCAUUACCGGCUCAUCACAAGCCUAAUAUGACCAAUUCACCUGGUGCUUAUGUCUGUUAUAAUACUGCUAAGCCAAAAUGCCAAAGUUGGAGUCCUGAAGUGAAGGAAAGAACUGGCGAGAGAGUUGGAGAAAGAGUAUAG